UAUGUUCGUUUUUUGUAAUUUGCUGCCCACAUUUAGUUAUCAUUUUGCUAUGUGAUUUUUUAUUUUUAAAGCGUUUGGUUGAUAACUGGUUAAACAUCGCUACGCACGUGUCACAUCAGUAAUAAAUAAAUUUAUAAAGUUUUGCUAUGGGCGCUAAUAAAAUGGGUAGUCAAAGUGGCAAAGGCGUAAAAAGGAAACGUAAAUUUCAAGGGCCUGUUGGACAAGAUGAUCCCGAAUUCGAUUUGAAGAAAAAACACUUGGAGACUACACAUAUUCGAGCAUUGGAAAAACGUCUAAUAAUUGUUUUGGAGGGUGCACAAUUGGAGACGGUGAAGGUGGGUAGGGUCUUCGAACUGCUUAACUGUGAUGAUCACCAAAACAUUUUACGGAAAAACAAUCGUGACCCUGGUAAAUGCCGCCCAGACAUAACUCAUCAAUGCUUGUUAAUGCUAUUCGACUCACCUUUGAACCGCGCCGGUUUGUUACAGGUGUAUGUGCGCACUGAAAAUAAUGUUCUAAUAGAAAUCAAUCCACAAACGCGUAUACCACGCACGUUUAAACGUUUUGCCGGCUUAAUGGUACAGCUGCUGCACAAAUUCUCUGUUCGCGCUAAUGACACCUCCGCAAUGUUGAUGAAGGUUAUAAAGAACCCUAUAACUGAUCACCUGCCAGUGGGCUGUAAAAAGUACGCCAUGUCUUUUUCCGGCAAACUCAUUGCCAACUGUCGGGAUUUGGUGCCAAAAGUGCAAAAGAAUGGAGAAAACACAGACGAGCUUGCCGAGGAACCCCUAGUACUGAUUGUGGGUGCUUUUGCGCAUGGUGUUUUAAAUCCUGACUACUCAGAGGGCAUAUUUUCUAUAAGCAAUUAUCCACUAUCAGCUGCCAUUGCGUGUAGCAAGCUGUGCAGUGCUUUUGAGGAAGUUUGGGGAGUUGUGUAGUAUUGUAUUAUUCUAAUAAAUACAGCUUACUUAGUAAUUAAGUAAAAUAAAAGAAAAUUGAAUCUACAAAAUA
This is a messenger RNA of Anastrepha obliqua, 1011 nucleotides long. Its product is annotated as ribosomal RNA small subunit methyltransferase NEP1. The transcript is spliced from 2 exons. Gene Ontology annotation, cellular component: small-subunit processome; nucleolus. The coding region runs from base 147 to 938 and encodes 263 amino acids. Gene Ontology annotation, biological process: rRNA base methylation. The record is from RefSeq and is a predicted model, not a curated record. Gene Ontology annotation, molecular function: rRNA binding; rRNA (pseudouridine) methyltransferase activity. Lineage: Eukaryota; Metazoa; Arthropoda; Insecta; Diptera; Tephritidae.